AUGGUAGAAAGAUCUCGAUGGACUCAUCUGAUUCGCUUCAUCGCGAAAGAGGACGGUCAGGUCCAUCUCGGCCAGGUCGAUGUCGAUACGAAUCCUGAUGUAGGGUUAGCUGCAUUUGAGGGAAAAGACUUGGCUGUUCAAGUUAUUUCUGGCUCUGUUUAUGAUGGCGUGGUGACUAGCCAGACAUUGCAUGUCGCUCAACUCUUACCACCUUUGUCUAUUGAGCAAACGCCUAUCAUUCGAUGCCUGGGGCUUAACUAUAGAGACCACGCGAAGGAGGCCAGCAUGCCCAUCCCAGACGUUCCCGUCCUCUUUAUCAAACCUAGGACUGCGCUCAAUGGGCCAUACCCUGCCAAGAUCAAUAUUCCAAAAAUUGCUCAAGAUGACUCGGCUGAUUAUGAGGCUGAGCUCGCAGUGAUAAUUUCUCAGGAUGGCCGUGAUAUACCAGAAUCGGAAGCACACAAAUAUGUCCUGGGUUACACCGCCUCAAACGACGUUAGUGCCAGGAACCAGCAACUUAAGAACAGCCAGUGGUGUUUUGGAAAAGGAAUGGAUGGUUCUGCGCCGAUUGGCCCUGUGCUGGUCUCUCCAGAAGCGAUGCCAGAUCCGCAUCAGCUGAACAUCAAAGCAAUAUACAAUUCUAGUGUUGUUCAGGACACAAACACGAGGGAGAUGAUUUUCAAUAUUCCCCAAAUGAUCUCUUUUUUGUCUCAGGGAACAACACUCGAAAGAGGCUCCAUCAUCCUCACAGGAACUGGUCCGGGCAUUGGCAUGGUAAAGAACCCAAGAAUUGUUCUUCGCCACGGAGAUGAUAUGAGAGUUUAUAUCGAGGGCAUUGGAACACUGAUCAAUGAAGUCUACCACGAGCAGUAA
Messenger RNA from Trichoderma asperellum CBS 433.97, 873 nucleotides. RefSeq lists its product as uncharacterized. Gene Ontology annotation, molecular function: acetylpyruvate hydrolase activity. The record is from RefSeq and is a predicted model, not a curated record. NCBI's taxonomy places the organism in Eukaryota, Fungi, Ascomycota, Sordariomycetes, Hypocreales, Hypocreaceae.